Cricetulus griseus (Chinese hamster) is the source of this 2933-nucleotide messenger RNA. The record is from RefSeq and is a predicted model, not a curated record. Lineage: Eukaryota; Metazoa; Chordata; Mammalia; Rodentia; Cricetidae.
CAAUGAAGUCUCGCCUCUUAAUGCACAAAACCAAUUGAGGGACAGACAUUGGCCCCGCUUUGGUUUGCGGUCUGUGCUUGCAUAUUUUGAGUUGUGAAAAAGUUAGUGGGUGCCGAAGCUGAUCUGUCGCUUCCAGCACCCCAGUUAGGAAGGAACUUUAGCGACGCCAUUGCCCUGCAAGUCUUCUGCCCAUUUCCUCCAAAGCCUGGGUUACGUGGUUUCCAAGAGAAGGAAUGUCUUUGCCCUCUCCACGGCCCCUGGAGCCAGUGGACACACCUCCAAUCAGGUUUCCCUAAUAUCCUUAUUUACUGAGCAUCCUCCAAAUGGUCUUCCUCCCUUCUUACAAAUCUUCCUUCCCGGUGAACUGAUCCACAAGUUUGGAAACUUUUAGAACAGCCAGGAGUCCCCAGUUUUCUGCUGUGUCCAGUUGUCCCUUCGCUGCACAUGGCUACAGCAGCUACCAAUCCCAGUUCACCUCUCCGGCCAGAGGACCUCCUGAGCGAUUCAUCAGAGCCUCCUGGGUUGAACCAGGUGUCCUCGGAGGUCACCUCCACUUCCUUGCAUCUCAACCCUCAGGCAGAGGCCACAGCCCGAGCCCAGCUGUAUUUAGCUUCCACCUCCUCACCGCCUAAUGAGGGCUUGGAUAGCUUGGCUCAAGAGCUGAGUCGCAGCUUGUCGGUUGGACUGGAGAACAACUUGAAGAAAAAGGAUGGGUCUAAGCAUAUCUUUGAGAUGGAAAGUGUUCGAGGUCAGCUCCAGACCAUGCUUCAUACCUCACGUGACACCACCUACCGGGAUCCCCUCAUUCCAGGGACUGGCUCAGAGAGACGGGAAGAGGACUCCUUUGACAGUGACAGCACAGCUACCUUGCUCAACACCCGGCCUCUGCAAGACCUAUCUCCAUCCAGCUCAGCCCAGGCAUUGGAAGAGUUGUUUCCCCGCUAUACCAGCCUUCGACCAGGGGCCCCGGCCAACCCCCCAGACUUUCAGGGGCUGAGAGAUGCACUGGACUCAGAGCUUACCCGCCGCAAGCAUUGUGAGCGUCACAUUCAGAGCCUGCAGACUCGAGUGCUAGAGUUGCAACAACAACUCGCUGUGGCUGUGGCUGCUGGCCCCAAGAAGGAUAUCAUGAUUGAACAACUAGAUAAGACCCUGGCUCGAGUGGUGGAGGGCUGGAAUCGGCAUGAGGCUGAGCGAACAGAGGUGCUGCGGGGACUUCAGGAGGAGCGCCAGGCAGCAGAACUCACCAGAAGCAAGCAGCAGGAGGCAGUAACCCGCCUGGAACAAAGCCUUUCUGAGGCCAUGGAAGCCCUGACUCGUGAGCAGGAGGGAACCAGACUGCAGCAGAGGGACAGAGAGGCACUGGAGGAAGAAAGGCAAGCUCUGACCCUGAGGUUGGAGGUGGAACAGCAGCAGUGCCGGGCCCUCCAGGAAGAGCAGGAGGAGGCGAGGGCUGGGCAGCUCAAUGAGCACUGCAAGCUAGAAGCCCUUCAAGUUGCUCUAGAAGAGGAAAGGCAGGCCUGGACCCAGCAGGAACACCAGCUGAAGAAACACCUCCAGGCACUACAAGAGGAAGGCCAGGCUCAGCUGGAAAGAGAGAAGGGGAACAGCCAGAGGGAGGCCCAGGCAGCCCGGGAGGCCCAGCAGCAGUCGGUGCUGCUACAGUCUGAGGUACGGCGGCUGGAAGGGGAGCUGGACACAGUCCGGAGAGAGAGAGACGCACUGCAGCUGGAGAUGAGCUUGGUCCAGGCCCGGUAUGAGAGCCAGCGGAUCCAGAUGGAGUCAGAGCUGGCUGUACAGCUGGAGCAGCGAGUGACCGAGCGCCUGGCAGAGGCUCAAGAGAACAGCCUGCGGCAGGCUGCCUCCCUCAGGGACCAUCACAGGAAGCAGCUACAGGAACUCAGUGGACAGCACCAGCAGGAACUGGCCACCCAGCUGGCUCAGUUCAAGGUGGAAAUGGCUGAACGGGAGGAACGGCAGCAGCAAGUGGCUCAGGACUAUGAGCUCAGACUAGCAAGGGAGCAAGCUCGAGUGCGUGACCUGAAGAGUGGCAACCAGCAGCUGGAGGAGCAGCGGGUGGAGCUGGUAGAGAGGCUCCAAGCCAUGCUGCAGGCCCACUGGGAUGAGGUCAACCAGCUGCUCAGCACCACGCUCCUGCCUCCCAACCCUCAGCCUCUAGUCCUGGGGCUCUGGAGCCAGAGAAGGGGGAGAGGAGGCUCUGGGCCAUGCCUCCAAUGGCUGUGGCCCUGAAACCUGUGUUGCAGCAAAGCCGAGAAGUGAGGGAUGAUCUGCCUGGAGCAUCUUCUGUUCUCCGUAGUGCCUCCCCAGAUCUUAGCCUCCUGCUGGGACCCUCUUUCCAGAGCCAGAGCUCCUUCCAGCCCCUGGAGCCCAAGCCUGAUCUGGCUCCACCCACAGCUGGACCCUUCUCUGUAUUGGAGGCCUUCACUGCUGACCACAGGGCAGAGCGACCAUUUCCUGAGGAAGACCCUGGAUCUGAUGGUGAUGGCUCCCUAAAACCAGGGCUGCCACCUGCUUCUCAGCUGGAAGGCCUUAAGAAUUUUUUGCAGCAGCUGCUGGAGACAGUGCCACAGAGCAGUGAAAACCCCUCUGUUGACCUGUUGCCCCCUAAGUCUGGACUGAUGGUCAAGGGGAACUUAUCCCCAGAAGAAACACAAACUUUAAAUACUGAGUAUUUUUAAGAAAUAUAUUUGUUAUUUCCUAUCAGGAACUAUAUGGAAUCUUUGAGGCUGGUGUGUGACUAGAAGUAUGAGUGGCUGAGGCUCAGUGUGUACUUACAGUAGAUAGCAUGUCAAUAGCAGAAUUAUGAGUGACUCUUCUUUUUUAUACAUUUUGUAUUUUCUAAAAUAAGUAUGUAUUACUUUAGUGAUCAAAACUUCCAAACUUUUAAUAAAAGAGUAAAUUAUUGUAUAAAA